UGGGGGUAUCGUGAAAUAUUUUCUUUGCACCAGCACAAACGCUCAUCAUCAAGGGCUCUGAUUCGGCCAAAAAGCACCACAGUCACGCGCCAUGCUGCCAACACUCGCAUGCCUCUCGCGGACAACGUACCGUGGGGCGAGGGGCUCCGGCCCCGGCGCCUCGUCCAAAACAAGCGCUCGCUCGUCGCCAAAAUCACGCAACACACUGCGGCAAGCCAUCGCAUCAGGCCAAGUGUUCAAGCGAUCGCAGACAGGCCUCUACCAUCUCACGCAGCUCCAGAGCGGUCACAAUGUGCCUAAGAGCCGGCAAAAGACAGCACGGCGUUGGGAGCCGAAUGUGCAGAGCAAGCAUCUGGAGUCUCGGAUCCUUGGGCGUGUGGUCGAGAUGAAGGUGACGACUAAAGCGAUGCGCUGUAUCAAGAAGGCUGGAGGACUGGACGAGUAUGUCCGUUCGACUGGGGACGACGAACUUGGCGUCUUUGGUAGGAAGCUCAGGAGCGAGAUGGGCGCGGUAGCGAGUUUGCGCGCGCAGAUGGAGAAGCUGGGCCUUGUCCAGUCGCUUAAAGAGGAGCGGCUAGCAGCGUUGCGCGCACAGAGGGCAGCUUCGCCACGAGGAUCAGCAUCAUCAUCGUCAAAAGGACAACAUCCGGCUGCGGUAUCAUCAAGCGAAAACGCGGAGGCACAGGCCGCGGCGGCGGAGUCUGCAUCCCCACCGCCGGCGACACCAUUAGCGGCAUCGCAGUCUGCUUGAAUUCUACCACUCGAGCAAGAACGCCAGCGGUAUGACGCUUUGAGGCCGCAGUUGCUUGCAAUCGCUCGGUGGAUCAAAGCAAAGCCAGCCGGAACAAGGUACAACUCUCAACGAACCCGACCCCCCUAAAGUGCCCGUCCAAGUCCGGCCUUUGUCUCGUCCACCAUCAUGUACUUUUAUCGUAUUGCACGCAUGAAACAUUUCUCUUUAC
Molecule: messenger RNA, 962 nt
Organism: Tilletiaria anomala UBC 951
Lineage: Eukaryota; Fungi; Basidiomycota; Exobasidiomycetes; Georgefischeriales; Tilletiariaceae
Exons: 1
Coding region: 92-751 (219 amino acids)
Cellular component (GO): mitochondrial large ribosomal subunit
Molecular function (GO): structural constituent of ribosome
Source: RefSeq, a predicted model, not a curated record